This is a messenger RNA of Sceloporus undulatus (fence lizard), 2863 nucleotides long. RefSeq names its product spermatogenesis associated 6 like (gene SPATA6L). Gene Ontology annotation, biological process: spermatogenesis. Bases 96 to 1385 code for a protein of 429 amino acids. The transcript is spliced from 14 exons. Lineage: Eukaryota; Metazoa; Chordata; Lepidosauria; Squamata; Phrynosomatidae. The record is from RefSeq and is a predicted model, not a curated record. Gene Ontology annotation, molecular function: myosin light chain binding.
CUGGAUCCCAGUGUGCUGGCCCUCCUCCUCCUCCUCCUGCUCCUCUGUGAACGUGGAGUCCCUUUGCCUCUUGCAUUUGCAGACAGAGGGUGGCCAUGCCGCUGAAGGUAGUGGUGGAGCUGCAGGUCCACGCGGUUUCUUGUCCUGGUGUGUACUUGACGGAGAAGAGUGAUGUCUACCUCCAUGUGUGCAUUCUGGGUCAGUGCAAGGAAACUGACUGCCUUCCUCCCAUCUUCCCUCUUUUGUUUCAUGAGAAAAUGUGGUUUGAAAAGAUAUUUGAAAAAGCUACUGACCCUGUUGCAGUAGUAGAACUGCUAGAAAAAAAUGUGACAAAGAUUCGAUUAUCUGAGCUGAUACCUUCAGAGAAUGAAGAGCUUGCAUUUUAUAAAGAGAACACUCGAGAUUUUCUAUUUCCUGAGCCCAAACUGACUCCUCCAUAUCCAGGAGUGGACAGAGAGUUGCUAAUGAACAAACAUCCCUGUUUCCCAGGCAUUGCACCAAAAUUAGAGUUUUCCACAAGAACAACAAUUACAGAACUUCCACUUCUGCCCAGAAGAUGGUAUCGUGACAGUAACAAAACCAGGUUACAAAGGGCUGCCUCAGCAUCACCUCGACGGAGGAGUGUCUCACCAGCACGGGGUAGGAUGGCCAAGAGUAAGAACUGCAAGAGAUUUACAAGAAUUUUAAGAUCCCGCUCUCCAUCUCCAAGCUCAGCAAAACAUCUCCAUGAGCACCACAGGGAAAGUCAGCAGCAGCAGCAAGAGCAGCAGCAGCAGCAGCAGCCAUCUCCUUUGAGCUUGAGGUCCGUUAAAUUCAAAGCAGAAGCAGACCACAGGCCACCUUUUGUAGUUAGACAUGUAGAUACUUCUAAAGCAUUUGCUGAACAAACUCCACCUCAGGUACAGUUUCGAAAUGUAAGGCAAAGUACAAGUCCAACAAGAAAUUCUCACAAAUUUCAAUUGAAACGAGCAUUAUCGUUUGAUAGCUGGAAAGCAACGUGUCCAGCAGCCAAGGUUAUCAGAGAGCCAGAUGAGCAAUAUAGUUCAGAUCGUGCUUCAUCGUCAUCUCCUGAAACAAAAGAACCUAUCAUUCCCCCACGGAACACUCCUGCUAUUCCCCAUAGCUCUUCAUUUGACUCUUCAACACAUUACCAGUCACGAAAUCCUCGUGGGAGAAGGGCACAACACAGGAUAUACUGCAGCCCCAAUUCCAGCUGGGAGGAAAUUAAUGAGAGAGUGAGGAAUCUCCUAACCUCAGAUGAGGCCCGGCAGAGACUUUCCAUGGGAGCCACUGAUCUGGAAAUUGAUGAAGUCCUUGAAAGAAGGUCCAUCUCUCUCAGGAGUUCUCCCCAGUAUGACUCAAUGGAAAAUAUAUACGACUCAUAGCUGUCACUGGCAAGAGAGAAUGCAGUAGCCUUGGGAUAUACUUGAAGACCCCUUGCUGACAAGAUCAUCAUUCUAGAGGAGACGGAUGGAUGGCUCCUUUUCUCUUCUCCAGUCCUGCAGUGUCCAUUUUGAAGUGUCCACCAAAGCCAUUGCAGUGAAAAGGGCCAGACUGACUUUGUCCUCAAAGGGGCCUAAACUUCAGAAUGAUGACUGGUCUUCUUUCUUAAGGAUGCUCAUACUGAGAGGAACUUAAAUCUCCAAAGCAAAUGAAAAUGAAAUCCCCUCAAAUAUUGGUUUCUUUCCUCCCUUUAUUGCCAAGGGCUGUUUCCUCUUGCUUCUCAAAAAAAGAACUGCAGAGAUAAUUCAUUGCCACUUCUUCUUAUGUUCGUGCAUGUAAGGGAUGAUUUAGGUGUUCUCAUCUUGGCAUUGUUGAUUAAAUCUGGGGAGACUAUACAUGUCUUGCAUGACAACCUAAGUUUUCUCUUAUUCCCUGUACUGCAUUUAUUUUCUUCUGUAGUGUGGACAGCAAGAGACAAGUGAGAGAUCGGUGCUGUAUCUGUCCUAGAGUUGUCUACAGCAAGUUUUAAAACCCGUAUCAAAUGUCCAUCCCAGUCAUCAGGGCUUGAACCAUAGAAUAUCAAAAUGCUAAUGAAAAUGAAGGAUGGGAUAGAUACAUGGAAAGGGGCUUUGUGAUUUGGAAGCUUUGGUGUCCAGGCUGCCUUAAGGUUUAGCACAUUUUGAUGGAAAGCAAACACUGAUUCUGCCUGGAUCAAAAAAGUGAUUAAUAGGAAGGUGAAAUUAACCUUGCCUUUUCACCUUUUUGAUGCUUCUGCUAGGAAAAAUAUAAGAUGACCUUGGACUACUACACUAAUGUAUUCCUCACAGCAAAUUGCUAAAUCAAAGUUACAUCUCAACAGUUGGAAGAGGAUCAAAGUAAUUUUCUCUUAAAAUUGCUGCUUUAAUGAUUGUCCACCCUUAGCACCUUGUAGGAAAUGAUUUAUAGAAAUGGAAGCCUUAAUGCAAUGGCAGCCCAUUUUAUUUCCGCUCUGAUACUCCACACUGCACAGACAUUGGGCUGUAGUCUCAAUUCAUUUCAAUCAGGUGAGUUACUUAACCUUGGAAGGAGUAAAAUUCCACAUAGCAAAAUGUUGCUCCCAGAUUUCUAGAAUAUGCUUAAGGAAGAAUUAGAAACAUUUUCUUCCGUUGUAUCUGUUGGUGUAAGUUUUUUAUUCUGAAAAUGCAUAAAUGAUAUUCAGAUACUCAGAGCAGAAAACCAAUGAGAACAUAAAGACCAUUGGCAGUUCAUAAUUUUUUAGGACAUUAAUACUGUUGUAAAGAAUUGUCUUUUUAUAUAAAAAAUCAAUUACUUACUUUUGUGUGUGUGUUAGAGAGAGAGGGAGAGAAAAAAUGAGACAAUUUCAGUAAAGGAGCAAGUCUUGUUUAUUUUGCUGUGUCAUUAUCUGUUAAUAAAUAAUACA